Conger conger (European conger) is the source of this 2485-nucleotide messenger RNA. Its product is annotated as nuclear body protein SP140-like protein. The record is from RefSeq and is a predicted model, not a curated record. Gene Ontology annotation, biological process: regulation of transcription by RNA polymerase II. The transcript is spliced from 15 exons. Gene Ontology annotation, molecular function: DNA binding; DNA-binding transcription factor activity, RNA polymerase II-specific; protein binding. Gene Ontology annotation, cellular component: nucleus. Bases 260 to 2104 code for a protein of 614 amino acids. Lineage: Eukaryota; Metazoa; Chordata; Actinopteri; Anguilliformes; Congridae.
UGCGUGGGUGGACUGCGCUGAGUAAUGACAUGUUAGAGAACAGUCAGAAUGUGACGAACGCUCUAUUUACUCUCGCCCAUAGACAACAGAUUAAGCCCGGAAUAGUUCACAAAUUGCGUUCGAAGUUUGAUACAAUAUAACUCAGAUAUAAUAGAACUCAGUUAUAUUGUAUCUAACUUGAAAACGCUCUUUAGUUUUCGUAGAGCAUAAUUUAAGUAUUUGAUCAAUGUUGAACACUAUGUACUCCAGGUGAGCGAAAAUGGAUCGGAUGACCAUGGACCGGCUGAAUUUUUUAACUGACGAUGAGCUGUUGCGGUUUUUCCGCUGUAAGAAGACGGAGAUGUCGUGUAUUGAGAAACCUCUUACUUUUCUCAACCAGCUGCGAGACAACGACCUCAUACCAGAGGACCGGUAUAAAAAAGUGAUCAGGAUGAAGAGUACACAGCUGAGGGAGAGGGGUGUGUACGAGAUACUGGAUUGGCUGGAGACUGAGAAGCCCCAUUGCAUCAAGCUCUUCUGGAGCUGUGUGUUCGAAGACCACAUCCUGCACUUGUACCCUAACAUGCGUCUGCUGAAGAACAACUUGCUAGACGCCAUGACAGAGAAGAAAGAGAUGUCAGAGGAUUUGAAGGAGAAGGAGGAGAAAAAGAAGACUGGGGGGGAAAAGUGUGAAAAAAAGAGGGUGAAGAAGAUGAGUGAGGAAGAGGACGAAGAGCCGGGUCCCUCUACCCAGUCCACGCCAAGCAAGAAGAAGAAGCCAGAGAAACCAUGUGAUGGUUCUCCCAUCAGAAAGGGGGAGAAGAAGCCCAUCUGGGAACGGCCGUUCUUCAGGACACAGCUACCUGUCACCUGCGGCGAUAAGAAGGGCAUCCUUUACAGAAACAAGCUGCCCAAGGGAGAGAAGUGUAUCCUGGCCAAGGGGUCCUGGUUUACCCCCCAGGCCUUUGAAGAUUUUGGGGGAAAGAAGAGAUCAAAAAAAUGGAAGGAGAGCAUUCGCUGCCAGAACACCCCCCUGCAGAAACUGAUCGAGGAGGGUCAUUUGAAAGCCCCGAGCAGUCCAUGCAAACAGAGAAGGAUGAUGUCAUCACGUACCAGCUCAUCUGAGGACAUGAGCUCUGAUUCAGACACAGAUUCAGACACAGAAGAAGAAGAAGAAGAAGAAGAAGAAGAAGAAGACGAAGAAGAAGACGAAGAGGAGGAGGAGGAGGAGGAAGAAAAUGAUGAGGAAGAACCAGAGAAAAGUGGCCAAGCGGCAGUUGGGAAUGGAGACAUGUCAGAAUUUCCUGGUCUUCGUUUGUCUGUCACCUGUGGAUCAGCAACCGGGACUCUACAGAAAGAUCGUUUUGCAUCAGGGACCUCUGGGAAAUGCAUACGGACGGCCAGCGGAUGGCUGACCCCCGUCGAGUUCACCAAGGAGGACCAGGCGCUCACUUCCAGCUCCUGGGAAAGAAGUAUCCUGUGCCAAGGAGAACCGCUCAGUGACCUCAUCAAGAGGAAGGUUUUGGAGUCCCACUCUCUCCAGGACGUGGAGGAGCAGAGGAACGAUGAUAACUGCUCUGUCUGUGGGAAGCGGGGGCACUUGCUCUGCUGUGACCGCUGCCCCCGUGCCUUCCACACAGAAUGCCACCUGCCCGCCGUGGAGGAGAGACUGCUGGGGGACGUGUGGCUGUGUACAUACUGUGUACUGACUCAGUUCCAGGGCAGCCGUAUCGCGCGUGAACGCUCUCUCAGACAGGCUCUAGACUGUCGCACCUCAGACUUCAUGCUGCAAUGCCACUAUCUCCUCCUGAUGCUGUACCACUCGGACGAGGGUCACAUCUUCUCCUGCGACCCCAGAGACAAGCCACGCUACAAGGAAUUCACUCAGAAGCCUAUGUGGCUGAAGAAGGUUGCAGAGAAACUGCAGGAGGGGCAGUACUCCACUGUACGCCAGUUCAAAUCUGACAUCCAACUCAUCUUUCAAAACUGUGCCACAUUCAACAGGGAAAACGAAGUUGGACCAGUGGGCGCAAGACUCAAGCAGUUAUUUGAGACUGAAUUUCAGCAGGUUUUCAGUGUGAAAAACGACUCGGAUGCAUCAUCAGGCGGUCCUCACAAUGUCUAACGAAGUGUGUUUAACAGCCCAAAUCGGUCCUCCUACUUUCAGAAAAUGCCAUAUAUCUCAGAACUUUCAGUACACAGGUGUCAAACUAAUACAUGUGCUUUUCAUAUGAAACGUUAAUAAUUGAUUUGAUCAAUAUUAACAAAUUACUUGGUAGGCAACAUAAAGCCACUUUUAGCGAUUCAUAAACUAGUGUUUUUAAAGAGCUGUUUUAAAUGUUAUGCGGUGUUUGAAUACAAAAUGAUACAUUUCGUUUUUUAAAUAAUGUAAGUUAAAAAAAAGUAUGCUUGUGAAAUUUGAAAACGGGUUUUCUAUUGCUUGAUAUCAGCCGAAUGCUUAUAGUGAAUGCAUGCUCACAAACCGUUAUUAAAUUGUUUAAAUAAA